GGAACAUGGGCAUCUGGACAUCUGGCACUGAUAUAUUCCUAAGUAUCUGGGAGACUUAUGUGUUUCCAAGAAGCCCUGGAUGGACGGGCUUUAUCCAGCAUUUGGGAGUUUGCUGCUUCGUGGCUUUCAUUUCAGUGAGCCUUCUCUCUGUGGCCUUUUACUGGUUUCUGCCAUCCGUCAUAGCAUUCACCACCUCCUGCAUGAUCUUGUGUGUUCUGCUGUGCUGCUCCAAGCAUGUACGAUGUUUUGUUCUUCUCGUCUUUCUCUCUUGUGGCCUCCGUGAAGGCAGGAAUGCUUUGAUUGCAGCUGGGACAGGGAUAGUGAUCUUUGGACAUGUGGAAAAUAUUUUUCACAACUUUAGAGGUCUCCUGGACAGUAUGACUUGCAAUCUACGGGCAAAGAGCUUUUCCAUCCAUUUUCCACUUUUGAAAAAAUAUAUCGAAGCCCUUGAGUGGGUUUAUGGCCUUGUCACUCCACUGAAUCUAUUCGACGACAUUGUUUCUUGGAACCAGACUCUAGUGGUCUCUCUUUUUAGUCCCAGCCAUGCCCUAGAGGCACAAAUAAAUGAUACCAAAGGGGAAGUCCUGAGUGCAUUGCACCAUGUAAUCACCAUGACAGAGGUGUUGUCUUCCCUGGGUCAGAAGCUACUCACCCUCGCAGGGCUUCUGCUCAUCCUACUCUGCACUGGUCUCUUCAUGAAGCGAUUUUUGGGCCCCUAUGGCUGGAAGUAUGAAAACAUCUACAUCACUAGGCAAUUUGUUCGGUUUGAUGAAAAGGAGAGGUAUCAGCAGAGGCCCUGUGUUCUCCCACUGAAUAAGAAGGAACGGAAGAAAUAUGUUGUGAUCCCAUCUUUGUGGCUGACUCCUAAAGAAAGAAAAAACCUGGGGCUGUUUUUCCUCCCCAUCCUGACCCAUCUCUUCAUCUGGGUGCUAUUCGCAGCUGUGGACUAUCUGCUGUAUCGGCUCAUUUUCUCAAUGAGCAAACAGUUCCAAAACUUGCCGGGGCUUGAGGUUCACUUGAAACUGCACAGAGAGAAGCAAGGAAUUCAAGAUAUCAUCCAUGAUUCUUCCUUUAACAUAUCUGUAUUUGAACCCAGCUGCAUCCCUACACCAAGGCUCCUUCUGUCCAAGACAUGGAUUCUUCUCAGUAUCAUUCUUGUGGUAUUAGUGAUGCUGGGACUAUUGUCCUCCAUCCUGAUGCAGCUUAAAAUCCUGGUGUCAGCAUCCUUCUACCCCAGUGUGGAGAGGGAGCGCAUCCAACACCUACAUGCAAAGCUACUUAAGAAAAGAUCAAAGCAGCCAAAGGGAGAAGUCGAAAGGAAAUUGAAUCUGUACUUUACAAAGAUUCAUUUCUGGCUUCCAGUCCUGACAACAGUUAGGAAGAAACACAUGAACACUGCAGCUGAAGACAAUCUAUGAGAGACACGGAUCAGCAACUCAGCCCCAUGCACCA
This is a messenger RNA of Castor canadensis (American beaver), 1452 nucleotides long. RefSeq names its product dendrocyte expressed seven transmembrane protein (gene Dcstamp). Gene Ontology annotation, cellular component: endoplasmic reticulum membrane; cell surface. The record is from RefSeq and is a predicted model, not a curated record. Lineage: Eukaryota; Metazoa; Chordata; Mammalia; Rodentia; Castoridae.